UGGUGGCAGGAAGUGGUCAUAUUAAUGGCUCCGCCUCCGGCAGACAUAUUGCUGAACUUACUGGAGCAAAUUCUUGAACAUAAGCAGGAAAAAGGGCGCUGAAAGUUGUCAACAGUUCGAAUUCGCACCAUCAUACGCCUGAACCACAUGGAGAACCCAAUGGAGCCGUCCACCAGUCCGGCGAAGGAUAACAACUACCGGAUGAACCGCUACAAGAACAAAGCUCUGAACCCUGAGGAGAUGCGACGCAGGAGAGAGGAAGAGGGCAUCCAGCUCAGGAAACAAAAACGAGAGCAACAGCUUUGCAAACGAAGGAACGUGGACGUCCUCACUGAAGAGGAAGCCAUGCUGGAGAGUCCUCUUGUGGAAUCGCAACUUGGCUUACCAGUCACGGAAGGAGUCAUCACCAGAGAGAUGGUUGAGAUGCUGUUCUCAGAAGACCCCGAGCUUCAACUCGCCAUCACGCAAAAGUUCAGGAAACUUCUCUCCAAAGAGCCCCACCCGCCUAUAGAUGAGGUCAUAAGCACAAGCGGUGUCGUGGAGAGAUUCGUGGAGUUCCUUAAGAUGAGCAGCAACUGCACACUACAGUUCGAAGCCGCUUGGGCUCUGACCAACAUCGCGUCGGGCACGUCCAUGCAGACCAAGGUUGUGAUUGAAGCUGGAGCUGUGCCCAUCUUUAUUCAGCUUCUUAAUUCGGACUUUGAGGAUGUGCAGGAGCAGGCUGUGUGGGCUCUGGGGAAUAUUGCAGGAGACAGUGCCUUGUGCAGGGACUAUGUGCUGAACUGCAACAUCCUUCCUCCACUAUUGACGCUCCUGACUAAGUCCACUCGACUGACCAUGAUCAGGAAUGCUGUGUGGGCCCUGUCGAAUCUCUGCAGAGGAAAAAACCCUCCACCCUCCUUUGAAAAGGUGUCGCCUUGUCUCCCGGUACUCUCCAGACUUCUAUUUAGCAGCGACUCAGACCUACUGGCAGACGCCUGCUGGGCUCUGUCCUACCUCUCCGACGGAUCCAACGACAAAAUCCAGGCAGUAAUUGACUCCGGAGUCUGCAGGCGUCUCAUCGAGCUGCUCAUGCACACAGACUACAAGGUCGUCUCUCCUGCCUUGAGAGCUGUGGGGAACAUCGUGACAGGAGAUGACAUCCAGACGCAGGUGGUGUUGAACUGCUCCGCCCUGCCUUGUCUUCUACACCUACUGAGCAGUGCCAAAGAGUCCAUUCGCAAAGAAGCCUGCUGGACAAUCUCCAACAUCACGGCGGGAAACCGAGCGCAGAUACAGACGGUUAUCGAUGCAAACAUCUUCCCAGUGCUGAUUGAAAUUCUACAAAAAGCAGAUUUCAGGACCAGGAAAGAGGCCGCCUGGGCCAUCUCCAAUGCCACCUCUGGAGGAACGGCAGAACAGAUCAGAUAUCUGGUGAACCUGGGCUGCAUCAAGCCGCUGUGCGAUCUUCUCACGGUGAUGGACUCCAAGAUCGUCCAAGUGGCCCUCAAUGGCCUGGAGAACAUCCUUCGGCUGGGCGAACAGGAAGCCAAAGAGGAGAACCACGGCACGGGCAUCAAUCCGUACUGCAGCCUCAUCGAAGAAGCUUACGGUCUGGACAAGAUUGAGUUCCUCCAGAGUCACGAGAAUCAGGAGAUCUACCAAAAGGCCUUCAACCUGAUCGAGCACUACUUUGGGGUGGAGGACGAGGACAGCAGCCUGGCCCCACAAGUGGACCAGGACAACCAGCAGUUCCUCUUCCCCCAGCAGGAGGCACCAAUGGAGGGCUUCCAACUAUAAGACUAAGGUUUAUACUCUUCCAUUGGAUUGGGGUGAAGUGUGGGGAGGGAGGGGGGGGGGGCGUUCUUGACUUCAUACCCUUGUUCUCUGUCACCGGGUCAUACGCCUUUCUGCCACUCGCUGUGGGGGUCCCUCCAUGGCCUUCUUGAUUAUUUGGAAACUUUGUCAUUUUCAUUUUCAAGAUUUGGGGACAAAGCCCCCUACCCCCUUGAUGUUAGCCUGACAUCCUGACAGUGCAGUUAAACCUGAACAAAUAUACUUUCCCUUUACCCCCCCCCCCCCC
Molecule: messenger RNA, 2062 nt
Organism: Hippocampus zosterae (dwarf seahorse)
Lineage: Eukaryota; Metazoa; Chordata; Actinopteri; Syngnathiformes; Syngnathidae
Product: importin subunit alpha-7
Exons: 14
Coding region: 148-1779 (543 amino acids)
Biological process (GO): NLS-bearing protein import into nucleus
Cellular component (GO): cytoplasm; nucleoplasm; nucleus
Molecular function (GO): nuclear import signal receptor activity; protein binding
Source: RefSeq, a predicted model, not a curated record